CAAAAUCUCUCCCUCCCACCUUAACAAAGCCUUGGGAAGCCUUAAGCAAGAAGUCUUUUCAUGCCUUUGUAAUUUUGCAGGUAAAAAGGGCAAGCAUUUUCCUCACCUUCAGGGACCUGCCUUCUCCUUCUCGUGCUUCUGCAGGCAAACACAUCAUGCUGUUCCUCUUUUCAGGUUCCACAUUCCAAGAACUGAGCUGUGUAACAUCCCAAAUCUUCCCCAAACUCAAUGGCCAGGCUGCUGCAAGCUCCACCCAAGUUUCACCCUUCAGAAUGGGACCUUGCAAACCAGAUGCAGCGUGCCAGCACCGAGUCUCAGAAGUGCAGGUCCGAGCGCACCGUCGCUGAGAGUCAGAGGCUGCUGGAUGAAAUAGAAAAGACAACUCAGAAAACCCAGAGUGAUGUCAACAAGAAAAUAGAACAGAGGCAGAAAGAAAUAAAGUUCUGGAAGCAAGAAUUAGAUAACAAACUCGAACAAAUUGUUCAGGAGACGGAGGUGCUGUUGACUUUCAAGACUAGGCUGGAGAAAUCCUUGGAGAGCUGCAAAGAGCCACUCAUGAUUGCCCAAAAGUGCCUCCUGAACAGGCAGAGGCGAACUGGGAUUGACUUGGUGCAUGAUGAAGUGGAACAGGAACUGGUGAAGGAAGUUGAACUCCUCCAGGAGGUUAUUGCUUUGCUUGGACGUACAUUGGAACAAACCAAUGAGCAAAUCAGACUAAACCGCUCAGAGAAAUACAGCCUGGAAAUGGAUCUGAAGGACAAGUUCACAGCUUUGAUGAUUGAUGAUUACUGUGCUAACCUGACAAACAACACUCCCAAUAUCAGCUCCUGUGACAGUGCAAUGAAAACAGAAGGAAAUUUUGUCAGCCCUGAAGACUGGGUGGAUUUCUCCAACGUAAAUGUUGAGAAGGCUGAGAAGCAGAGGAGCAAUUCCUUGGCACUGAGGGCACUGAUCGACAGCAUCCUCUCCCAGACAGCCAGCGACCUGCGCAAGCAGCGCGAGGCAGUGAACACUGCCUUGGCAAACAGGGUGCAGGAAGUCAAGGCUGCAAAGCACAAGCUGGAGACACUGCUUGCAGAGGUGCUGGAUGAGACUGCCUCACAGGAGAAGAACAUUGCAGCCUUGAGGAAAGCAAUUGCUGACAAAGAGGGACCUGCUAAAGUGGCUCACACCCGCCUGGAAGCGAGAAACCGCCGGCCCAACGUGGAGCUGUGCUACGACCCAGUGCAGCACAGGCUGACCAGGGAAGUCCAGGAGAUCACACAAAACGUUCAAAGAUUACAGGACACACUGGCAGAGGCUGAGACGGUGUUGAAAGGUCUGAGCCGCCGCCAGCUUUCCUUGGAGGAGGAGAUCCAGGUCAAGGAGAAUUCCCUGUACAUUGAUGAAGUGCUCUGCAUGCAAAUGAGAGAGUCUGUUUGCAUUAACAACUUCUGAAGGCAGCAUGUGGGAGCUGGUGUGUGCUGCAAAGAGCCAGCUCUUGCUGGAAUCUUACUGACAAACCUCCAGAGUUAAUUGGUUUGGCUCAAUGCUGACCUGGUUCUAGUUGUGCAAAGUAAUUAAAACCU
Messenger RNA from Dryobates pubescens (Downy woodpecker), 1568 nucleotides. RefSeq names its product tektin 1 (gene TEKT1). Gene Ontology annotation, biological process: cilium movement involved in cell motility; cilium assembly. The transcript has 7 exons. The record is from RefSeq and is a predicted model, not a curated record. The coding region runs from base 229 to 1437 and encodes 402 amino acids. Lineage: Eukaryota; Metazoa; Chordata; Aves; Piciformes; Picidae. Gene Ontology annotation, cellular component: nucleus; microtubule cytoskeleton.